This is a messenger RNA of Marasmius oreades (fairy-ring Marasmius), 1534 nucleotides long. RefSeq lists its product as uncharacterized. Gene Ontology annotation, biological process: protein demethylation. Lineage: Eukaryota; Fungi; Basidiomycota; Agaricomycetes; Agaricales; Marasmiaceae. The coding region runs from base 76 to 1236 and encodes 386 amino acids. The transcript has 6 exons. Gene Ontology annotation, molecular function: protein methylesterase activity. The record is from RefSeq and is a predicted model, not a curated record.
AAUUUGUACAGACGUGACAGAAGCGCGUCGUUACGCGUCACGACCAGUGCAUCGAACUUUUGCACCUUCAAUCCCAUGUCUGAUCUAUAUCGUUCUGCUCUCAGUGCCCGUUUAGCCAAGCUUCCCCCAGAUAUCUCGCUAGAUGAUAGUGAUGAAGACGAAGAGAACGAUUCACUAGGAUCGCUACCGGGCAGUGGAAUGGGACCACCUGCAAUGCCUCGAACUUUGAAAUCAUUACAGAAAUCUAAACCAAAACGCGAACCAAAUCCAGCUUUUUCGCCACUAUCGGCCUCGUCUUUCUUCGUCGAAGCGGUCCAAGUUGACGUCCCUAGCAGACAUCUAGACGUGCGCGCGUAUUACACCCCGCCCAAGUUUAGUGGCGGAACUGUGAUGGUAUGUCAUCAUGGAGCUGGGUAUUCGGGACUCAGUUUUGCUUGCGUGGCGAAAGAAAUCGCUGACCUGAGUAAAGGAGAAUGUGGGUUGUUGAGCGUGGACGCGAGGAGACAUGGGAAGACAACGUCAACAACGGAGAAUAAUAUGGAAGAUGAAGAUCUAUCGGUUGAAGUCCUGGUCGAGGAUUUUGUUGAGGUGGUACAGGCCAUAUUUAAAGAUCCCAGCAUGGCCACAAAUCUGCUCCUUGUUGGUCACAGUAUGGGUGGUUCUGUGAUUACAAGAGCAUGUCCAAUCUUAUUGGAAAAGAAGUAUAAAGUAGGCGGAGUCGUCGUUUUGGAUGUUGUUGAGGGUUCCGCUCUGGAUGCUCUUCCCCAUAUGCAUGGUCUUCUCAAUGCCCGCCCGGAAGGAUUUGAUAGUGUGGAAGAGGCAGUGGAAUGGCAUGUAACAACAAAAGCAAUCCGAAAUCCAAACUCUGCCCGUGUAUCCAUCCCGGGGAUUAUCGUAUCAUCAAAUAGUAGUUCCCUCACUACCCCGCCAUAUAUCUGGCGGACCCCUUUGAGAUCUACGGCCCCAUAUUGGACUAGCUGGUUCACUGGCCUGUCAAAACAAUUCCUGAGCGCACGUACCGCCCGCCUUCUCAUCCUUGCAGGGACCGAUAGGCUAGAUAAGGAGCUCAUGAUAGGUCAGAUGCAAGGCAAAUUUCAGAUGGAAGUCGUGCCCGGGGUCGGACAUAUGUUGCAUGAGGAUGAUCCAACGAAGUUGGCACAAAUUCUGGUUGACUUUUGGAGGAGGAACGAGAGGUUGACAAGUCGGAUCGGCGUAAAGAAAGUUGGUGAUCUGUAAGGAGAGCUUCCGGUACGUGCGUUACUGUGAUUCCAUUCGCUUCCCACCAACGUCUACACUCCUUCAAAUGUUAAAAGGAUGCAGCAGGCGAAGUACACCCCCGAGAAGAGACUCGAAGUUCAUCUGGCAGUCCCUGGUAGUCCUGGCAAAUACCAAAGUGUCAUAAAUAUCUUUUCCCUCACUUUCGAGACAUUACCAAGCGAUCCAACUUCGUUGUGAGUGGCCAUGCGAAGAUGCGUUAUCGGUAAGUAGUGAGGUCGGCGAUAUGGAAAGGUGUAUACGUUCCAGUAAGAUAUCA